Molecule: messenger RNA, 3255 nt
Organism: Oncorhynchus tshawytscha (Chinook salmon)
Lineage: Eukaryota; Metazoa; Chordata; Actinopteri; Salmoniformes; Salmonidae
Gene: stxbp1b
Product: syntaxin binding protein 1b
Exons: 20
Coding region: 107-1921 (604 amino acids)
Biological process (GO): intracellular protein transport; vesicle-mediated transport; neurotransmitter secretion
Cellular component (GO): plasma membrane; secretory granule
Molecular function (GO): syntaxin binding
Source: RefSeq, a predicted model, not a curated record
GUCCCGCGGCCUUACAGUCCUACACAGUAUUAGCGGUGGUUGGGUAGAAUAGAGAGGGAAAGAAAAGGGGAGGCGGAGACACGGCCACGACAGAGACAUCAUCAUCAUGGCACCACUCGGACUAAAAGCCAUUGUGGGAGAAAAGAUUAUGAAUGAUGUCAUCAAGAAGGUGCACAAGAAGGGCGAAUGGAAGGUUCUGGUAGUAGACAAGCUAAGCAUGAGGAUGAUGUCAUCCUGCUGUAAGAUGACAGAUAUCAUGUCAGAUGGCAUCACCAUUGUUGAAGACAUUGGCAAGAAGCGAGAGCCUCUCCCCAGUAUGGAGGCCAUCUACCUAAUAACUCCCAAUGAUGAGACUGUGGAGGCACUCAUAGAUGACUUCAGAGACCCGCGGUCACCCAGAUACAGAGGAGCUCACGUCUUCUUCACUGACACAAUCCCAGAUACAUUGUUCAAUCUGUUGACAAAAUCCCGUGCGUCCAAAGCCAUGAAGACCUUAACUGAGAUCCACAUCGCCUUUCUGCCCUAUGAGUCACAGGUGUUUUCCCUGGACAAGACAGAUGCCUUCCAGGACUUCUACAGCCCCUACAAGGCUGACAUCAAGCACAACAUGUUGGCGCGUUGUGCUGAGCAGAUCGCCACUCUCUGCAACACCCUGAAGGAAUACCCUGGCAUCAGAUACAGAGGGGAGUACAAAGACUGUGCCACUCUGGCUCAGCUCCUGCAGGACAAGCUAGACGGCUACAAGGCAGACGACCCCACCAUGGGAGAGGGUCCGGACAAAUCUCGCUCUCAACUCCUGAUUCUGGACCGAGGCUUUGACCCAGUCUCUCCCAUCCUCCAUGAACUCACCCUCCAAGCCAUGGGCUAUGACCUGCUGGGCAUCGAGAACGACGUCUACAAGUAUGACACCAGUGGAAUGGGGGAGGUCAAGGAGAAGGCGGUGUUGCUGGAUGAGGAUGAUGACCUGUGGAUGAGUCUCAGACACAAGCAUAUUGCCGAAGUCACCACGGCUGUGACCCGCUCCCUCAAAGAAUUCUCAGCCACCAAAAAGAUGAACACAGGAGAGAAGACCACAAUGAAAGACUUGUCUCAGAUGCUGAAGAAGAUGCCGCAGUAUCAGAAAGAGCUAAGCAAGUACUCUACCCACCUCCACCUGGCUGAAGACUGUAUGAACCGAUAUCAGGGCACGGUGGACAAGCUGUGUCGUGUUGAGCAGGAUCUAGCGAUGGGUACAGAUGCAGAGGGGGAGAAGAUCAAGGACCCCAUGAGGGCCAUCGUACCCGUCCUGCUGGAUAAAGAUGUCACUGUCUUCGACAAGAUCCGCAUAAUCCUGCUGUACAUCUUCAUGAAGAACGGUGUUUCGGAGGAGAACCUCUGUAAGCUCCUCCAGCAUGCUAACAUCCCUCCUGAGGACAGUGACAUCAUCGCCAACAUGGCCCAUAUGGGCAUGCCCAUCAUCUUAGAGGGGAACCCAACCCGCAAAGUGAAAAAGACUGACCGGAAGGAGCGAGUGAGUGAACAGACCUACCAGCUCUCCCGAUGGACCCCUCUCAUCAAGGACAUCAUGGAGGAUGCCAUUGAGGACAAACUGGAUCCAAAGCAGUACCCCUACAUCUCCCAACGCACUGCAUCCACCCACAGCAGCGCUCCAUCAAGUGCCCGGUACGGUAACUGGCAUAAGAACAAGGGCCCCACAGAGAUGAAGACAGGUCCCCGAGUCAUCAUCUUCAUCAUCGGAGGCAUGACCUUCAGCGAGAUGCGCUGCGUCUACGAGGUCACACAAGCCAAUGGAAAAUGGGAAGCAAUCAUUGGUUCCACCCACACACUCACUCCCACCAAAUACCUAAAGGAGCUGCAGCACCCGGACUUCCUGGACCCCAACGCCGCCCCUGAGGAACCAGAGCCUGCCCCUGCAGAAUGAGAACACACACUGAGAAGAUCAACCAAUAUCUUCACCCCUACACGCCUUCUUCAAGCCCUCAAAGACAUGGAUAAGCAACAAGAUGUUUGAGCUGAACAGCUCCCUGGUUGCAGUUGUCCCUCUCCUAACCUCCAAACUCUCCCAACUGGCAUACAUGAAUAGUCAGGACCCAAGACAUAACAAGCCCUUCUACUCUACACAUAAGACUGAAGAAAACAAAUGGCAGCAUCUAUUUCUAGCAUAUCCAAGUCAUGUAUUCAGAUAUCAUGUUUCAAUAGAAUUACAUAAGAUCCCUCAAAACCAGAGUAACAAGAACCACAAUGUUUUAACUACUGUACACACACCCUUAAUGAUUGGAUGGAAGAGUAGAGAUUGUGUACACUGGAUAACUGUUGAUACUAUGAGCAGUAGAUGUAAACUGCCAUCUCAGGAUGCUGUAGUUGCACUUCCUUAAAAGGGACGCCAGUCAUAGAGGAGAUUAGAGUAGUGUAGUUGGAAAUUGAGGAAUUAUUUAGGCUGGUGUUUGGUGUAGAGUGCUCAUCAUAUUUCAGAUAGGAGUAGAAAGGCACCAAAUGUGAGGAUAGUGGGAUGGGAUCUAUGUAUAACAUUCCCCCCUCAAAAAUAUUUGCAAGAUUCCUGUGUUUCUAAGACUGUCUGUUUUUAGUGUCAUUAUAGUGUCAUUAUUUAGUGUCAUCUUUUGUCUCAUUGCUUGUAAACAUUUCCGGAACACUGAGCAAAAAGACCGAUUUACUUUCCAUAUUUUGAAAAACAAUUUUAGAAUUUGGAAACUUCAACCACCAUUUUAAAAAGAGAAACAUCUUCCGUCUCAUGCAAUCAGUAGUUAGUAGAAUAUAUGCCGUGCUGUAUCAAUGUUUUGACGGUGAUUAACCUGACUUUGGACAUGCCAAUGUGAAGCCACUGUACUCGUGGUCAUUUUAGCUGUAGUAAACAGUAUAGUAGGUGGACAGUGAUCAACCAUUGGAAGGUUCUUCCUCUAUUAGGUUAGUUGUCUGUCUCUGUUCAUUAACAUUAUGUCACUAUGUUGACUUGAUUUGUUAUUUCCUCUCCCUGUAGUAGUUGUGGUCAUUUGCGUUCCACUUUCCAGUGUUGACACUGUCAUGAUGCAAAAAAAUGUGUUGUCACUGCAGCUGUUGUUGUUGUAUAGUGAUUUGUUAGCUUUCCAUUAGAGUGAUCUGUUAUUUAUUAAGAGAUAUUAGUUCCUGUAAUAUCAGUAUAACUUAUCAGAAUUUGAUGCUUUGGAAGCGAUUUAUCACAAACCGUGCUCUUUCUGCAAAUAUCAUGUACAAAAGCUCCAAUAAAGGCUUCAAACAAAA